Messenger RNA from Manihot esculenta (cassava), 1774 nucleotides. Its product is annotated as protein phosphatase 2C 56. The coding region runs from base 179 to 1345 and encodes 388 amino acids. The record is from RefSeq and is a predicted model, not a curated record. The transcript is spliced from 4 exons. Gene Ontology annotation, biological process: protein dephosphorylation. Lineage: Eukaryota; Viridiplantae; Streptophyta; Magnoliopsida; Malpighiales; Euphorbiaceae. Gene Ontology annotation, molecular function: cation binding; protein serine/threonine phosphatase activity.
UGGUAUUCUGCAAAAUCUCCCAAUUUCGCUGCACAAGGAAAGCGUGUGUAAUCGACACAAUAUCUCGUCACACGUGUCAAUCUACUGUCAGUUCCUUCGCGUGCAUUCUUUUUUAUAUCCCCUUCCUCCUCCCCCUUUUUUUCUUUUCUCUCGUCUGUCGUCUCUCACUUGCAAGUGAAUGGAACAUUCGGAGGACGAGCAACUCGAGCGAGUCGACUCACUUCCUGACACGGAGCUAGCAUCAACCAGCUCUGGCUUGUCGUCAAUACUUAGCACUGAAGAUACUCAAAGUGCUAAUAGCUCUGGGGACAUCUCUACCAUUAGCGGGAGCUCCGGUGAGAUUCCAGCCGCGGUGGUGGCGGAUGCGGUUGUGAUGAGGGACAUGGAGCCUGGAAAGGAUGGGGAGCUAAUCGCGGCGAUGGUUAGAGACAGGUGUGUGGGGAGGAAUAAUCGAGGAGUGAGCUGGGGGUUCACGUCGGUGAUUGGGAGAAGGCGGGAGAUGGAGGAUGCCGUUGCCGUUAUACCGGGAUUUAUGUCACGCACGUGCGAUCACGUGGGCGGAUGUACGGCUCCUGGUUCCAGAACUUCGGCCGAGAUCUCGCCAAUCCAUUUCUUCGGCGUCUAUGAUGGUCAUGGUGGCUCCCAGGUGGCUAAUUAUUGUAAAAGGAGAAUGCAUGAAGUUGUAGCAGAGGAAUUAGAUCGGGAAACAAUUAAUGGGUAUGAAUGGCAGAGAAGGUGGGAAGCUGCUUUUUCCAGUGGUUUUGAGAGGGCAGACAAUGAGGUCUUGACAGAGGCACCAGAAAUGGUCGGAUCCACAGCAGUAGUGGUGGUUUUAUCCGGUUGCCAGAUUAUCACAUCAAACUGUGGUGACUCAAGGGCGGUGCUCUGUCGUGGGACUCGGACUAUUGCCUUAACUGUCGACCAGAAGCCAGAUAGACAAGACGAACUCACGAGAAUUGAAGAAGGGGGAGGGAAAGUCAUAAACUGGAACGGUGCGAGGGUAUUGGGGGUCCUUGCUAUGUCCCGAGCAAUAGGUGAUCGGUAUUUAAGACCAUGGAUAAUUCCAGUGCCUGAGAUCACUUUCAUGACAAGGACUGAUGAGGAUGAAUGCUUGAUUUUGGCAAGUGACGGUCUGUGGGAUGUAAUGACAAAUGAAGAAGUAGGGGACGUGGCUCGCCGACUCUUAAGAAGGUGGCGCAGAACAAUGGUGUCCGAUGAAAUUUCUCCGGCACAAGCUGUGGCUGAUAACCUCACUGAAAUAGCUUACAGCAAAAACAGCUAUGACAACAUAUCUAUCGUGGUUGUUGAUCUAAAACCACAGAGAAAGCGCCAGGUGAAGCAGUGAAUUAAAAAGGGGAGUCGUAAGUCAUUAUUUUGUUCUUCCUCUCCUGUUCGUUUUCCCUGAAAUAUCCAAUUGUCUCUCAUCCUUUUUAAAUCAGAGAUGAUAAAUGCAGGGAUGAAACACUUCUUAUGUGACUCAGAUAGACAGCUACAAGCAGCUACUACCUCUGACCAUUGGCUACUGGCAAGCAAACUGCUGCUUUAUAACAGCCAAAAUCUGUUGUUAUUUGCAAGUAAAGCUAAAUGAAUCCUUGCUUGCAAAUGGUCUAGAUUUUUUUUUUUCUAACUUGAUAAAAGGGAAAAAAAGUUUGUUUCAUAAUAUAUAUGGAAAUAAAGAAAUUAGGGGUAAAAAAUGGAAAGGAAGAUUAUUGUUAUUUUAUUUUUUAAUUUUUCCUUGGUACAAAUAUAUUUAAUUAUUUCAUUUUCCCCCUUA